Messenger RNA from Drosophila novamexicana, 1571 nucleotides. Its product is annotated as arrestin domain-containing protein 2-like. NCBI's taxonomy places the organism in Eukaryota, Metazoa, Arthropoda, Insecta, Diptera, Drosophilidae. Bases 181 to 1461 code for a protein of 426 amino acids. Gene Ontology annotation, cellular component: cytoplasm. The record is from RefSeq and is a predicted model, not a curated record. Gene Ontology annotation, biological process: protein transport. The transcript is spliced from 5 exons.
UAAAUAGCGAACCGCUUGGUUUUUAAUUACAAUCAAAUCAGUCGUGUUUUGGAUUCCGAUAGCGACAAGUGCGAAUCGCGGCGAAUCGGCUGCGCGCAACAAUAAAUACUUACACCAAUAAUUAUUGGCCAGAUAAGUGCAUAUAUACGCAUAUAUAUUGGCGUGCUGUAAUAACAUAUAAUGGGUGUUACCUGCAUAAUUGAUUUUGAUAACAAUCCCCAUGGCACCUUCUUUGCGGGUCAAGUGGUCACGGGAAAAGUGACUUUAAAAUUGGAUAAGCCAAAACUGGUCAAAGCUGUAACAUUUAACAUAAGUGGAUUUGCCGAAACCCAUUGGACGGAAUCGCGUGGCACUGGCAAGAAUAAGUCCUCGGAUACAUAUAGCGCCCGCGAAGACUAUAUAGCCUCCCAAACCUAUCUGGCAGGCUCGAGCCAAAGCACACAAGUUUCUCUUGAGCCUGGCGUACAUACCUAUAACUUUGCCUGUCAAAUACCCGCGACCUGCCCCUCCUCCAUCGAGGGCCACUACGGCCGAGUGCGCUAUAUGACGAAGGUGGCACUGGUCAGACCCUGGAAAUUUGAUAAUUUCUACACGCGCUGCUUUACGGUGCUCAAAAUUAUGGACCUGAACUAUGACAGUCCGCUCCUAAGGAUGCCCGCACAAGUGGAAACCCAGAAGACCUAUUGCUGCUGGCCGUGCAAAUCGGCGCCCCUGCAGCUGCAACUGUCGCUGCUGCAAACGGGUUUCGUGUGCGGCCAGACCAUACAGGUGGGCAUGCUGGUCACCAACGAGAGCCAUAUACCCGUGGAGCUGCUGCAGGUGAACCUGGCCAUGAUGGUUACCUACUACGCCCAGCAAUUGAGCACCACGCAUUCGCGAAACGAGCGUAUACUCGUGACCAAGAUGAUGGGUGAUCCCGUGCCGCAUCACUGCAAGAAACAGUUCACCUACUGGCUGCGUGUGCCAGCCACGGCGCCCACCUGCUUCAAUCUGUGCAAGAUCAUACAGAUUGCCUACCAGGUGGAGGUGGAGGCCAGGUUCAAGGGCUGCCAUCGCAACGAGGUAAUCACUAUACCCAUCACCCUAGGCAGCGUGCCCCUCUCGGAGCACGCCCACAUGCAACCACGUGGCCUUGAGAGCCAACCACCACAAGCCCUGGAUGCUAAGGCUUUGGCGCCAGCCAGUGCACCACCUGCUGAUGCCAUUGCGCCUUGGUCCGUGGAUGGCAGCAUUCCACCGCCCAAUUACGAGGAGGCUCUUCAUAUGCGCGCAGAGUUCGACAAAAUUAAUAAUAUGGAGCCCACUGCACCACCGAAUACAUUAAGUCUGGAUGAGCAUGGCUUCGCACCACUUUACCCCAUAUUUAAUAUACCAAGUCCCACAGCGCCCAUGGCUAGUACGGAUCAAAAUGGAUUUCCCAAUGCUGAUAUGAACGCUAACAAGGGCGGCACAUGGCUGUGAAUAGAUACACAAAGGAUAUACACCAUAUACAGGCUAUUAUCUAUAAUCUAAGCACAAUCUAGUCUUUAGUCAGGAAUAAAAUGUGCAUAAAAUAAAAAGAAAAUAUACAG